Echinops telfairi (small Madagascar hedgehog) is the source of this 2452-nucleotide messenger RNA. It is a transcript of the gene TCEA1, whose product is annotated as transcription elongation factor A1. NCBI's taxonomy places the organism in Eukaryota, Metazoa, Chordata, Mammalia, Afrosoricida, Tenrecidae. Gene Ontology annotation, biological process: positive regulation of transcription by RNA polymerase II; DNA-templated transcription; transcription elongation by RNA polymerase II. The transcript is spliced from 9 exons. The coding region runs from base 38 to 838 and encodes 266 amino acids. Gene Ontology annotation, molecular function: nucleic acid binding; zinc ion binding. The record is from RefSeq and is a predicted model, not a curated record. Gene Ontology annotation, cellular component: nucleus.
AGCACUGGAUUUGCUGAAGGAGCUUAAGAAUAUUCCCAUGACUUUGGAAUUACUACAGUCGACAAGAAUUGGAAUGUCAGUUAAUGCUAUUCGCAAGCAGAGUACAGACGAAGAGGUUACAUCUUUAGCAAAGUCUCUCAUCAAAUCCUGGAAAAAGUUAUUAGAUGGACCCUCAACUGAUAAAGACUCUGAAGAAAAGAAAAAAGAACCCGCAAUCACAUCGCAGAAUAGCCCUGAAGCAAGGGAAGAGAGUAGCUCCAGUGGCAACGUAAGCAGCAGAAAGGAUGAGACAAAUGCUCGAGACACUUAUGUUUCGUCUUUUCCUCGGGCACCAAGCACUUCAGAUUCUGUACGGUUAAAGUGUCGGGAGAUGCUUGCUGCCGCUCUUCGAACUGGAGAUGACUACAUUGCUAUUGGAGCUGAUGAGGAAGAAUUAGGAUCUCAGAUCGAGGAAGCUAUAUAUCAAGAAAUAAGGAAUACAGACAUGAAAUACAAAAAUAGGGUGCGAAGUAGGAUAUCAAAUCUUAAAGAUGCAAAGAACCCAAAUUUAAGAAAAAAUGUGCUUUGUGGAAACAUUCCUCCUGAUUUAUUUGCAAGAAUGACGGCAGAGGAAAUGGCUAGUGAUGAGCUCAAAGAGAUGCGGAAAAACCUGACCAAAGAAGCAAUCAGAGAGCAUCAAAUGGCUAAGACAGGUGGAACCCAGACUGAUUUAUUCACAUGUGGCAAAUGCAAAAAGAAGAAUUGUACUUACACACAGGUACAAACACGUAGUGCUGAUGAACCGAUGACAACAUUUGUUGUCUGUAAUGAAUGUGGAAAUCGAUGGAAGUUCUGCUGAAUUUGAAGAAUUGGCAAGGUGUCUGGACCAUUAAGAAAAUGGAUUUUGUAAUUAGCUUUAAAACUAGGCUAACCAACUAGUUUUCUUGCAAAUCAGAUUUUUAAUGCAGCAUACAUACUUUACAUUAGUCUUUGUUUUUAACAUAACAUCCCUUCCUUACAUACCUUCCAUAGAUUCAGAUCAGUAGGGAGACCAUGAAAAAGUGCACAGUAUCUCUUUCAAAAAGUACUGUUACUGUUUUUCCCCAUUUUUAUAAAUAAGUUAACAUUAAAUUUCUAUCAAUUAAACAUUGGCAAUUGAUUUAUUUUAUUUUCUUCUUAAAGGAUAGAAAUGUCCCUUUGUGCAGCUUGAAAAAAUACACACUAAAAUGCUAUUUUCUCUAUUGCUCACAUGGAAAUUAAAUUUUUUUCAUAUUGGCAUGUAUCUCAUAUUAAAGGAGAAAAGAUAAUAUAAUAUCAGGCUUUUAAAAUAUGGCAUAUAUUCAAAUAAUACGUGACCAGUUUAUCUAAAUUGUAAAUAAUAUUUGGACUGAGAGCAUUUGAUUUUAAAUAUUGUGUUCACAAGCCUAGAAUAAUUAGAUUUUUUUUUUUGCAUCUGUAACUAACCGUGAUCAUAAUUUCUUGUAAUUUGCUACACAUAUAUGUAUAUAUUCCUUGUUCUUAAUAGGAUUUACUUUUGGAAACACAGCUUUGUUGAAAUAAGUUUGGUUUUGUUGUUUAUUUACCUGUUAGACUGUGUAGUUUUAGUUUUAUAGAAGAUUGCUGUUGUAGUUUGGUAGGCAUUUUGUCAAUCCCCACGUAGGCAAAGAUUAAGAGCCCCCAACCAUUGUUUUUUCUUAGAGGAAGUCACACUGGGGAGAGAAAUAGCAUUUUACUAUAGUGUACUUACUGAUUCUAAGUAUUUCACAACUGGAUUUUUAUUUCAAAAUUCUUACCAAGGAUUAAGCUUACAUACUCUAUAAUCCAUUAAUGGUUCAUAAAGGAUUGUAUGAACCAUUAAAGCUAUAUAGUCUUUCCACAUGGAGGUUCAUAGGAAAUAUGUACCAAGUCUUUAUUUCCUGACUUUUUUCAGUUAUAUACUGAAUGAGGUUAUUUAACAAAUGGGAUACAUAGGCUGUAACUCAAGUAAUAGCACAGAUUUUACCAUUACAUUGUAUUUUUGUUGAAGUAUGAGCCAUUUGUUUUGUUAGGCAUAGGAAUCCGUGAUCUCACUGGGUCUUUCGUGUACAUUGGCGGCAGCCACUUGACAAACACCAUGACCAAGCUCACAUUUUAUCAUGCUGUGUCUUCUUUCUGUCCACACCUGGAGAAAGACCUCAGCAUCUGUUUUGUACUUUCCCCGGCCCCCUGCCCCCAUUUCUUAUUGUAAAAGGAUUUGAUGUAAUACAGAAAACAAUGUUUUAAGGUUCAUGUUAAUCUCCAUAUAUAGGAUUUGGCCACCGGUCCCCAUAUACCUGUACUUUGUCAGUUUACCGAUUAGCUUAUUGUUUAGUCAUUUUAGCUAAAAUUGCAUUUUGAAAUGAGUACGUUUCAGAAGUGUACAAUAGUCUCACUUUUAAAUUAAAUGAUCCAUUAAAAAAUUUGUAAUUCAAUAAAGUUUUUUUUGUUAAAAGUA